Messenger RNA from Pocillopora damicornis (cauliflower coral), 2275 nucleotides. RefSeq lists its product as uncharacterized. Gene Ontology annotation, biological process: regulation of apoptotic process. The record is from RefSeq and is a predicted model, not a curated record. NCBI's taxonomy places the organism in Eukaryota, Metazoa, Cnidaria, Anthozoa, Scleractinia, Pocilloporidae. Gene Ontology annotation, molecular function: protein binding.
CUUUGACAUCGACCAUACAUCCUAGCUGAAUUUUUGUGUAGCCCUAUACAUUUACAAUGAUUACAUGUCUUCCACUGUAUCCAUAAUAGCCAUCAGUGUAGACACUAUGAGAUUGCUACAUGUAACAAAGUACAAAUUAUUGUGAGGCUGGAAGAAAGUCACAAGUUUUUGAUCAUUGAAACACCGACAUCUGUCCUGUUUUUUAAUCGUGUAAUAUCUGAUUUUGCAUGGCCCAAACAAAAUAAAAAAGUCAGUCCUCGACACAGAAGGAUUCAAUGAAUCCAGGUAUCAUGCAGCUACAUGAAAUCCACAGGAAUUUAACACAAAACUUAAACGCGAUCUUUGAAGAAUGGUUGUAAUAUUUAAAUUUUAAAAAGAUACUAGCAUGAAAUGCAACGAAAACCUUACCUUACUGAACUAGCUCCGACAGAAAAGUCAGGAAAACCACGACGCAAUGUCAAAUUCUCGUCUUCCUAAGCUUUCUAAUAUAUGGAAGAAAAUUUCCCUAAUACCUCGCACUUAAAAAAGCUACCAGAAUCUUACUCUUUCACCGAUCAGAAGCGUCCCAAAAGGCAUCAAGGACAGCCCAUGAAACAAGGAUAGCCCAUGAAGUUCUCAAGCUCUUAACGAUCUUUCUACACUUUUGCAUUGCAUCCCUCCCCUAGUUGGAAAGUGACACACGGAAGACGCGACUACAGUUAACGCACUUUGAUUGGAAGAAGUAAAACCGCAUUCUAUUGGUUAUAAGAUGUGAGGACAUCGCUACAAAGGAAGACACAACCGCCAUGCUAUAUUUCUUCAUUACUUCUUCAAUAACAAUUUUGCUUUUGUCGCCGCCCGAGUAAAGUUGAAGAUGGCCUCCGCAAAGGAUGAAAAUUGCAUAAGUCCAUAUAGGAGACUUCUCCUAGAAAUGUCGAUGGAACUGUCUAACAAAGAUCUGGAGCGGUUGAUGUAUGCUGUAGGGGAUCGUCUUCCCAGGAGAUUGACAGAAAACAUAGAAAGCGGACUGAAGUUAUUUGAAGCACUCGAACAAGAUGUACACAUUGGUCCACAGAAUCUGACUUUGCUACAUGAUGGGUUUAAAGCGAUCGGCAGAGUGGAUCUUGCGCAAAGCAUUCAGGUUUUUUCAAGAAAACUCCACAAAGCUGAUGAUGAUCCGGAUGAGACUGACGAUGGGCAAGGUGACAUGGUUCCUGACGGGGUAGGGGACGGUAGUGAUCCGGAACCAAAAGGAAGUGAUUUUCCUGACAAUGGUGCCCGAAAAGGUACAGAUACGAAUAAACUUACAGCUGCAGCUGACGAACAUGUCAUGACAUUUCGAUCUGUAGUUGAUCAGCCACAUCCUGCGAAUCCUAGAAAUACUUCAACAGGGUUAAGUGGCGGUGAUGCGGAUGGCCGUACAGCUGAACAUCUUGUUGCUGUCAGAAGUGAUGCUUCGCUAACUGUUACAAAUAAUGGCUCCUCUUUAGAAUCUGCGCGGGGACCCUGUCCUGCACCUUCUCGGGAUUUCGUCCUUGAAUCGUCUGCUCGACUCCAGCCUGAUCCAGCUGCAGGACCUGCACCUGCUCGAUACGUGAACUUUCUGGUUCACGAGGGCUACGUCGUGGAAAUCCUGGGAGGAAAACACUAUAAGACCCCUGAUGGAGAAUUUGUAGAGAUGAAGAGUGGGACGCAAUAUAAAAUACACGUCAAAAAUUCUCAUGCUUAUGGUUGCCAUGUCGACAUAUCUAUUGAUGGUUAUGACGUAGGGGGAUGGGCUCUCCGCGGUGGAGAAGAGAUGUCAAUAGAAAGACCAGCUUAUGAGGCCAAGAAGUUCACCUUCUACCGAGUGAAAACUGCACCGAAAGAGGCAGGAAUUGAAUCUGGCCGGCCCGAAAAUGGAGUUGUUAAGUGCGUGUUCACACCUGAAGCUUUUCUUAACAUUCCAGUGAUCACCUCUGACUCGUCUCAGCCUUUGAAUGUGAGCAUGCCUCCAUCGGCGACAGUUGGUGAGUUGAAACGUAAAUUGCAGCACCAGAUGGGAGUUAUGGAUGACCCCUAUCAAGUUCUGGCUAAAAGCGACAAGGUCCUAUCAAAUGGUACACGACUACGAGAUAUAAUUGAGAAACCCAUGGAUUUGAGACUAAUAGAUGCAGAAAUAUCAAUUACAGUAACAGCCGAGGCGUGUUCCAAUUGUCCUUUUCCAAUAAAGGUGCAUCCCGGCAAGGUAAAGGUCCAUUAUCUCAUGGAACAGAUAGAAGGGAAGAUUCAAGUCCCAAUCAGGGAUCAAAAGCUU